Molecule: messenger RNA, 1049 nt
Organism: Colletotrichum phormii
Lineage: Eukaryota; Fungi; Ascomycota; Sordariomycetes; Glomerellales; Glomerellaceae
Exons: 5
Coding region: 105-878 (257 amino acids)
Source: RefSeq, a predicted model, not a curated record
UCGCCGCCGUACCGUACGGAAACAGCCGGCAUUUUGACGUGCUAACACUCGACCAGAAGUCCGGAGCGAUACUUUGGACCAUUGCCGGCUUUCCUCCCGGUGUCAUGUCUUUCGGACUCCCGAAGCUUGCUGUGGUCGCACUCCUCACACGCAUCAUGAAUCCCAGCAAAUGGCAUGCGUUUUUUCUGUGGUUCAUCGCAACGCUCUGUCUCGUCAACUUGAUCGGAUGCGUGAUCAUUCUUUUUGCCCAAUGCCAACCUUCUCACGCGCAAUGGGACUUUUCAGUCACUGACAAGACGUGCUGGGACAAGUGGAUCCUGGUUUACUUUGCCGUCUUCUCUGGAGGUUUCUGCGCGUUUGUGGACCUCUAUUUGGCUAUAUACCUAGCUGUCGUCCUUGCGAAGCUGCAGAUGAGUGUGAGAAAAAAGGUGGCUCUGAGCAUCGCUCUUGGCAUCGGGUCAAUAUCAUCAAUCUUUGCGAUAUACAAGUGUACUCGGCUUCCAAGCCUCGCGACCCUAGACUUUUCAUAUGACACUUCGGACCUGGUGAUUUGGACCAUCGUCGAGGGUAGCACGAUGAUUAUCGCCGCAUGCAUUCCCGUCCUUCAACCUCUUGGCGAGCUCAUCUCUGGCAAGCGCAUUUUCAGUUCUGGGGGAAGCCGGUAUACAUAUGAAAACUAUGGCUCGGGCCCUAGUGAUCAAUUGCGAUCCGACAUCGAAAUGUCUCGAUUUUUGGAGGCGAAGAAGCGAGUGGUCAGGAGGCAACACGACGCUGAUGCGAUCAGCUUUGAGGAUACGGUGACGACAACGAUGGUCACAAAAGGCAGUCAAGAAAGUAUCCUGAAAGGAAACAACAUGAGCAGAAAAUUUCAAUUGUGAGAACGGAUGUAUUUAGCGUUAACGUAGAGUCGAGGAAAUUUUGACAUAAUCUCAAUUCCUCCAACUAACCGUGGCGGUUGACUUUCGACGCUAGUUCAGCUAUGCCGUCCAGCAGAAUGUAAUUAUCAUGUGUGCUUACUGGCAACAAAGACAAGAGCGUGACUCAACGAG